Molecule: messenger RNA, 2287 nt
Organism: Hemicordylus capensis (graceful crag lizard)
Lineage: Eukaryota; Metazoa; Chordata; Lepidosauria; Squamata; Cordylidae
Gene: DDX39B
Product: DExD-box helicase 39B
Exons: 11
Coding region: 178-1464 (428 amino acids)
Biological process (GO): mRNA export from nucleus; mRNA splicing, via spliceosome
Molecular function (GO): ATP binding; RNA binding; RNA helicase activity
Source: RefSeq, a predicted model, not a curated record
CCUCAUGCGACAACCGUAGAGAGAAGCCCGCGCGGGGUCCUAACAGCACAGUUCUCCUGGGAGAUCGGAUCGGAUUCGGCUCCGCCCUUUCCCGGAAGCCGCUCACUCUCUGGAUGCCGCUCGGAGGAGUCGUCCAGCCCCUCCCAAUUGCAGGAGUUUUUAGAGCAAGGCAUCACCAUGACUGAGAAUGAUGUUGACAAUGAGCUGUUGGAUUAUGAGGACGAUGAGGUGGAAAACCAGGCAGCUGGAGAAGGGGUGGAUGUCCCAUCCAAGAAAGACGUCAAGGGAUCCUACGUCUCCAUCCACAGUUCUGGCUUCCGUGAUUUCCUGUUAAAACCAGAGCUGCUGCGUGCCAUUGUUGACUGUGGCUUUGAGCACCCCUCAGAAGUGCAACACGAGUGUAUCCCGCAAGCCAUCCUGGGCAUGGACGUCCUGUGUCAGGCCAAAUCUGGCAUGGGUAAAACUGCCGUCUUUGUUCUUGCUACACUACAGCAGUUGGAGCCAGUCACAGGACAGGUGUCAGUACUGGUGAUGUGUCACACCCGUGAGUUGGCCUUCCAGAUCAGCAAAGAGUAUGAGCGUUUCUCCAAGUACAUGCCCAGCGUCAAGGUGGCAGUGUUCUUUGGGGGCCUGUCUAUCAAGAAGGAUGAGGAGGUGCUGAAGAAGAACUGCCCCCACAUUGUGGUGGGCACCCCAGGCCGCAUCCUGGCCUUGGCCCGCAACAAGAGCCUCAACCUCAAGCACAUCAAACACUUCAUCCUGGACGAAUGUGACAAGAUGCUUGAGCAGCUUGAUAUGCGCCGGGAUGUCCAGGAGAUCUUCCGCAUGACCCCUCAUGAAAAGCAGGUCAUGAUGUUUAGUGCCACUCUCAGCAAGGAAAUCCGCCCUGUGUGCCGCAAAUUCAUGCAAGACCCCAUGGAGAUCUUCGUGGAUGACGAGACCAAGCUGACGCUGCAUGGUCUGCAGCAGUACUAUGUCAAACUGAAAGACAACGAGAAGAACCGCAAGCUCUUUGAUCUGCUCGAUGUGCUGGAGUUCAACCAGGUGGUGAUCUUCGUCAAGUCUGUGCAGCGCUGCAUAGCAUUGGCUCAGCUGCUGGUGGAACAGAAUUUCCCAGCUAUUGCCAUACACAGGGGCAUGCCCCAGGAAGAGAGGUUGUCCCGGUACCAACAAUUCAAGGAUUUCCAGCGCCGUAUCUUGGUGGCCACCAAUCUCUUUGGUCGUGGCAUGGACAUUGAGCGGGUCAACAUUGCCUUCAACUAUGAUAUGCCAGAGGAUUCAGACACCUACCUGCACCGGGUGGCUCGUGCUGGGCGCUUUGGCACAAAAGGCCUGGCCAUCACUUUUGUUUCGGAUGAGAAUGAUGCAAAGAUCCUGAAUGAAGUGCAGGACCGCUUCGAGGUGAACAUAAGUGAGCUGCCUGAUGAGAUCGACAUCUCCUCCUACAUUGAACAGACUCGAUAAAGGGGGGCCUCGCCUGUCUACAUCAACCUUGGUUUUACUUCCUGACCUCCUCCGCUUCCCUGAAACUUCACGUUUAAUUUCACUUGAUGGAGAAUUAGGUGGCUGACAGUCUGGAGCACACACAUGCACCCCAAUCUCGUAGCAUGGAUGGAUGAGCUGCUAUUGGUCAGCUGUGGGUAGUGGAGGUGGGGUGGACAUCCAACAGGCUCCCUGCACUCUCGGAAGUCCAAGAGAACUUUUGGGGCAAGAGUCACAUUGCUCAGCUGGCACUAAGAAGAGGAGGGUCCCACUGCUGGUGCCUCCAUAAGAGACCCACGUCCAGAUGGACUUCCACUGCCCACCAGCAACAUUUUGAGACUCCGCCUGUUGCAAUGACCCACUACAUCCUUAUGCCUGCACUACCCAGUGACCUGCCUCCAUGAUGGGAAGCACAAAGUGGGGGGAGGAGUUUGGUGGGGGUGCUUUGUUGAAUCCCUGGCAUUUAAAAUUACGUUUUGUUUUAUAGGAAAAAACCCUCUGGUGGAGGAGAAAAAACUAAAAAUAUGAACAUUCUUUUUUAUGCCCCUUCAUACUGUUUUAAAGACUGAUUUUGUUUCAUGUAUGUGUGCCCCAUCAUAUUUUUAAAAAUUGUUUGUCUGCAUGUUAACGUUAAUAUCUCCUGUUCCAGGUGGUAUAUUUUGGCAUAUAAACUAGUAGUGAAAGACCAGUAAUGUUUUAGCUGUGGCUUGUUCUCUCCCCACCUGAUGCUCCCUUUUAUUUUUUGGUAAUAAAGAAGCCCAGCUCUUAUGGGUGUCUAAUUAAACUAGUCUUGUGAGUAACCAUG